AUGAAGUCUUUCAUUACACAAGAAUUAGCUAAUAAAUUAGAUCUUGAAGUAAUUAGAAAAGAAAAAUUAUCGGUUUACACUUUUGGAAUUACUGCGCCAAUUCAAAAGACUUACGACGUCAUUAGAUUAGUACUUGAACAUAGAAGUUCCCCUAAUUCUAGAAUAGAAGUUGAAUUAUUGGUAACCGAUCAUAUAUCAGGUUCGGACAUUCCUCCACCAAAAUCAAAAGAAAUUAGACAAAAUAAACUGCUACGAAAUUUGAUAUUAGCGGAUUCUCUUGACAGUCAACAACCUGUUGGCAUUUUGAUCGGAGCAGAUUAUUACUACAAUAUAGUAACGGGUCACAUUAAACGUUUGAACAAAAAUCUUGUCGCUGUAGAAACUAUUUUCGGCUGGAGCCUACAAGGACGAGAAGGAGAAGAUAACUUUACUUUAUCAUUUAAUGUGAUAGUAGAGGAAGAUUUAAUCUCGAAACAAAUAGAAAAAUUUUGGGAUUUGGAAAAUUCCGGACUCAUAUGCGAAAAUCAAAAUUAUAAUUCAACCGAAAAUGAAAUCCUCAAACAGUUCGAAUCUGAUGUAGUAUACGAAGAUUGUCGGUAUAAAGUUAAAUUACCAUGGAAAAGUGACAUAUCAAGAUUGGAUGAUAAUAGAGAAAUCGCGGAACAAAGGUUCAACCGACUUAGAAAUCGAUUCAAAAAAUAUCCGCAACUAUUUUCUGAAUACCAAAACAUAAUACAAGAUUACUUGAAACAGAAUAUAAUUGAACCCGUCACAGACGAAACGGAUAAAGAAAAUAUCGUGUUUUAUUUGCCUCAUAGGGAAGUAAUACGUGAAGAUAGAACCACAAGCAAAUUACGAAUUGUUUUUGAUGCGUCAUCACAUGACUCAAACUCCGCAUCUUUAAAUGACUGUCUCCACGUUGGCCCAAAUUUGUAUCCGGAGAUAUUCGAAAUUCUGUUAAGAUUUAGAUAUUAUCCAGUAGUAUUUACUGUAGAUAUAAAGCAAGCGUUCUUACAGGUUCUCUUAGAUAAAGAAGAUCGAGACGUAACCAGAUUUUUCUUCACUGACUCCCCCACCAGUGACAAUAUCAUGCCUCUUGUUUAUCGUUUUUCAACAAUUCUUUUCGGACUGAAUAGCUCAUCAUUUUUACUAUCAGCAACUCUCAAACAUCACUUUAAAAAGUAUAAACAACUCUACCCUGAAACAGUUAGUAUUUUAGAAAAUAAUGUUUAUGUAGAUGAUGUAAUUUUAAGUCGAGACACAGUCAGAGAAGCCUUGACUACUUCUUUGGAAACAAUCCAGAUAUUCAAGGAAGCGAGCAUGCAACUGCACAAAUGGCAUACUAAUUCGAGAGAAUUACAUGAACUUUGGGAAAAAGAAGGCAUAAUUUCAAAUGCAAAUUUUCAAAUUUCUGAUGUUGAAAACACCGCCUUAAAGGUUUUGGGCAUGGCGUGGGAUAAUUCGAGGGAUUUACUGUAUUUUGAUAUUCGAAGCCUAUUGUCAUUUUUAUCGAAGCCAAUUGAGACAAAAAGGUUUAUUCUACAAGUGUUAGGACGAAUUUUUGACCCAAUAGGAAUUUUGGGACCCUUCACUGUAAGAAUCAAACUCUUGAUUCAGAAGAUUUGGGCAUCACAUAUAGAUUGGGACGAGCCACUUCCUGAAGAUUUGAUCUCCCUAUGGAGAAAAUGGUGCGAAGAGUUGCAUCAAAUAAGUAAAUUCAAAAUCCCUCGACAUUAUUUUUUUGAAAGUUUGUGCUCAGACAUUAGAAAUCUCGAAAUACAUUGCUUCUCAGACGCUAGCACUGUGGCAUAUGGUACAGUUGCGUACUUACGUUUCAAGACGGAUGAUAAAGAAAUUCAAACGACGUUCAUUGCUUCCAAAAAUAGGGUAGCGCCAUUGAAAAUACUCACCUUACCCAGAUUAGAACUAAUGGGGGCAUUACUAUCUGCCAAACUGGGGAAUAAUAUAGUGAGAAUUUUGAAUUUAAAUAUUCCUAGUUAUUUUUGGACUGAUUCAAGCAUAACGUAUUUUUGGAUCAAGAAACAGCCCGAUGCAUUUAAACCCUUUGUUAAGAAUCGUGUUCAGGAUAUUCAGAAGUUGACGUCACCAAAUAAUUGGGGACAUUGCAGAAGUUGUGAUAAUCCAGCCGACUUGGUCAGCCGAGGAGCAAAGAUCUCAAAGUUGAUUAAUGAACCCCUUUGGACACAAGGUCCACCUUGGUUGAGACUUUCGCCUGACCAUUGGCCAAAAUUGACCCAUGAGAAAAUAGUAGAAGAAUCUCAGCUAGAAUAUAGAAAAAAAUUCCUGGAGACACAUGAACUUGAAUGUAUAGUCGAAAAUAGAGAAGACCCAGUUGAUUUAUCCAAAUAUAGUGACUUAGAAAAGUUAUUGAGGGUUACAGCAUGGACAAAACGCUUUAUCGCGAAAUUGAGAAAAUCUAGUAACAUACAAGGAACUCUAAUCACAGAAGAGCUACAAGAAGCAGAAAAUUUAUUGAUACGAUGUGAACAAAAGAGACACCUUGGAGAAGAAUUUAAAUCUUUAAGUGAGGGUAAUUCGGUUGAAAAGAAUUCCCCGUUGUACAAUUUCGCCCCCUACAUCGAUGAAAAGCAAAUCAUGAGAUUAGGAGGAAGAUUGGAGUUCUCAGAGUUUUCUUUGGAUAAUAAACAUCCAGUCAUCUUGCCUACAAACUCCCCGCUAACAAGACUGAUAGUACUUAAAGAGCAUGAAAAAAUCAUGCACGGAGAAGUAUUUGGCCAAACCAGCAGAUCAAAUGACAGCGCCCUUACCGAAAGAUAG
Uloborus diversus is the source of this 2799-nucleotide messenger RNA. RefSeq lists its product as uncharacterized. The record is from RefSeq and is a predicted model, not a curated record. The coding region runs from base 1 to 2799 and encodes 932 amino acids. NCBI's taxonomy places the organism in Eukaryota, Metazoa, Arthropoda, Arachnida, Araneae, Uloboridae. The transcript is spliced from 2 exons.